Pygocentrus nattereri (red-bellied piranha) is the source of this 3036-nucleotide messenger RNA. RefSeq names its product coiled-coil domain containing 82 (gene ccdc82). Bases 1180 to 2715 code for a protein of 511 amino acids. The record is from RefSeq and is a predicted model, not a curated record. NCBI's taxonomy places the organism in Eukaryota, Metazoa, Chordata, Actinopteri, Characiformes, Serrasalmidae. The transcript is spliced from 7 exons. Gene Ontology annotation, cellular component: nucleus.
AUAUAAAAGCCUUACCUGUAUGGAAUAUCAGCUGUUAAAAAUAUAAUAAGAUGUGCUUAACCAAGUAACUGUUUCUCCUUUUUUACUAGGAUUAUCUGAAGUGUAUUUUUAUUAAACCCCAGCAGCCACAUAAAAUAAACAUUUCAAACUUUCCUUAUCGUCUUUGUUUAUUAAAGCUGAUGUCCAACUUUGACAACUAUUUAAAAAAAAUACAAUGACAAAAACAAACACAACAUUGCAAAGAGAACCAUCAGGCUCAUUUCCUGCUGUAAAUGGUACAUGCAGUCACCUAGGGCCCCUGAAACUACAAGUGGCCCCAAGAGUAAGCAGUUUGUUUUUGUGUAUUAUUGUCUACUAUUGUCAGAAAAUAUGAAGACAUCACUGACAACUUUGCUUCAAAAAACAGAAAGCAAAAGUGAGGCGCCACUCCAACACACACAAUGUUUUUACUUCAUUUAUUUUUCAUUGAUGUAGAACAUUUAGUUGUUUGAAGCUCCAAUUUACGCCACAGGUUGUUCUGUUUACCUUAGCACUUAUUAAACAUCUCAUAGAAAGUGAAUGAUAUCUUAAUCUAUUUUCACUUCCAUACAAAACAAUAUCAUUAGGGUGGGUGGGGGCUAAAGGUGGGUGAUGUGGCAAACUGUAAUAUUGUUACAAAAUAUGUCACUUUUUUUUUGACAUGUGACAAAAACAGACAACAUAAUGCUGCAUUUUAAAAACACUAUGUUUCCACUUACUUUCAACAUACCUUUUGCUUCACUUAAACUAAUUAAACAGGUCGUUUAGGGCCCCUAAAUGUCUUAGAAAGACUGCAGUGUAACAGUGAAGCUUCUCUCCUCACCACCUGACGGCGCCGGUGCUGCUUACAGGGGCGGUGUACGCAGGAAGUGCGUAGUACUGCAAAAGAAAAACACACACGCCCCUCAGCAACGCGGGACUUGUGGUUUAGUAGUGCAGCUAAAAAGACGCUAAAACCACAACCGGCUGCCAGCGCUGUGCGCCACCGCGUGCUAAUUUAAUGCGUGCUCUCGUUUGUACCUGUGCGCAGUUGCUAAGUUAAUUUAGCUGGCAGUGAAACAGCAGCCAGUUCUAUGUGAGCCCGGACUGUAAAUGGCCUAGACCUGCUGAAGUGAAACAGCGGAGCGUUUCUCUGGUCUUAGUCUGGUUAUCACUGCAGGCAUGUUUAAGAGUGUAGGGAAGCUCUUCGGGAUGCGGCGGAAAGCCGAGCAGCCCAAGUCCCGCAUCGACCGGAGGAAGACUCGGGUGAACAUGCUGGAUCAGCUGCUGGACGACAGCGACGAAGGCUCGUACCACAGCACCACCAGCGUGAGCUCGGAGAGCGAGUACCGACAGUCCGACGACGACGGCUCGUACGGCUCGGACAGCUCCUACCGGCCUAAGCGAGAAAGCGGCAGAGAGGAGGAAGAGGAGGAUAGCAGGAGCGGCGGCGGCAGCAGCAGCAGCAGUAGUAGUAGCAGCAGCGAGGCCGGCGGGAGAAGCGCCGUGUCCCGCGGGCCGAGGAGGAAGAGAGCGGCCAGCGCCGCGGCUCUGGAGGACGACUCGAGCGAGUCCAGCGACAGCGACGUGGGAACCGAGCCUCGCCGAAAAGCGCAGCAGAAAAAGCGCCUGAAGCUUCCCGACUCAGAGGACGAAGCUAUGAAGGAGAAGAAACGAGAGUCGGAGUUGAAAGAAGCCCGAGAAGCGGCUGCGAAGAGGAGAGAGAGAAAGAAUAAACUGAUGGAGCUCUCGCGCAGGAGGAAGACGGUCACUCCGCGGCGCAGGCGCAGAACGGCGGGUUCAGAAGAGGAGGAGGAAGAAGUUAAAGAAGACAAAGCUGAAGGCAAAGAAAAGGCUGUAGAUUCUGAAGACAGCUCCAGUGAGGAGGACGCUAAUCCUCUGAUGGACAGCAGUGAAGAGGAAAAACAGGCAGAUAGUGACAGCUUGAAGGACUUCAUUGUAGAGGAAGAAGAACAGAAAGAGGGGGAGGAAGAAGAGGAUAUGGGGGAACCAAAGGACAAGGACUUCCUCUCUCACCUUCCACGCCAGUUCAUCACUGGAUCACAGUUCACCCACUUUCAGGUGGUGGUCAAAGCUUUGUUGAUCAAUGUACUGGACACAUCCUUCCUCAAGUCUCUUUACAAUGGUGAGCGGACGAAGCGCUAUGCACAAGAGAUGAAGUCGUCUUUGCACCACUUUGAUGAGCGACUGGUGCUCCCACGAUUAGAAAACCUGAAGCAGAGGAGUCGCUGGAAAGAUCGCUACAAAGAGCGGGUGGAGUGUUAUCCCAAAGUGCGGAUUACCAUGGUAAACGUCCAUACUAAAGGUUGUGAAGCCUGCGAGCUCCACAGACAUGGCCGCUUCAACGUGCGUCUGUCUGGGCAGCUGUAUCACUGCAAUACCCUGCAGGAGGACCAGUUCAUGCCCGAUGACUCACAGAGUUUCUUUGUCGGCUCAGUGUGUGCCAGCCGUACAGAAGUGUACCAUGCAUUGAAGCAUUUCAAGUACCAUCUGUUUGAGCGCUGCCGCACUGCACUGGAGGCUCAGAAACAGGGAAAGGAGCAGAAGGAGGAGGAAGAAGAGGACGAGCCUGUGAAGGACACAGUCAACAAGGUGUUCACUAAACUGCAGGAAGCAGGCUGGAUUAAUGAGCAAUAUGAUGGGUUUGAAGAACACCUCAAUGCUGCAGAUUUCUUCCAAGAGGAGAAGCUGGACUAAGGGAAUUGGACCUUAACUUUUAUUUACUUAACUACGCUUUUAUUUCUGUAAAUAGCUAAAUAAUGUAAUUUUCAGUAUUCUAAUUACAUAUCUUUUAAAACAUAAAUCUGUGUGGUGUUAUACAUGAACCUUUGUUAAUCAUACUAGAGAUACAUGAAGUGUAUCUAAAAACAUUUAUAUUUGACUGUUAUUUUAAUAAGUCUAGCUUAUUGCUUUUGUAUUUUAUGUAUGUUUUUAGUUUUAAGCAUGUUGACUUGAGUGAAUUUGUAAAAAAAAAAAAAAAAAAAGUUCUUUAAAACAAUCAGUAUAUUCAAACCAAUA